Messenger RNA from Aphanomyces invadans, 797 nucleotides. RefSeq lists its product as hypothetical. The record is from RefSeq and is a predicted model, not a curated record. The transcript is spliced from 3 exons. NCBI's taxonomy places the organism in Eukaryota, Oomycota, Saprolegniomycetes, Saprolegniales, Verrucalvaceae. Gene Ontology annotation, biological process: phosphatidylinositol biosynthetic process. Gene Ontology annotation, molecular function: CDP-diacylglycerol-inositol 3-phosphatidyltransferase activity. Gene Ontology annotation, cellular component: Golgi apparatus; membrane. Bases 88 to 726 code for a protein of 212 amino acids.
GUCGAUUUGGAGCCGCACACUGUGGUGAAACGUGGAAGCCGACCGCACAACGCUACGACGCCACCCCGACGCAAGCACCACGCGAGGAUGGGCAAGGAGGAAGUGUACUUCUAUAUCCCGAACUUGAUCGGGUACACGAGGGUGUUCUUAACAGGCUACAGCUUGUACCUGGCCCUCUCGGACUGGAAGACGGCGGUCGUGUGCUACGCCAUCAGCUUCAUCUGCGACUUUUUCGACGGGUACUUUGCUCGGUGGUUCGAUCAAUGCUCAACGUUUGGGGCCGUCCUGGAUAUGGUGACGGACAGAUGCUCGACGGCCGGCCUCCUCGUCAUUUUGUCCCAUUUGGACAAGGAUCGAACGCUCCUCUUCCUCUUUUUGCUUGUGCUCGACUUUUCGUCGCACUGGUACCACAUGUACGCCUCCCGCGGCCACCACAAGACCGUCGACUCGAACAAGAACUUUCUCCUGCGCGUCUACUACGGGUGCUAUCCACUGUUUGGGUACUGUUGCGUCGGCGCCGAAUUCUUUUACAUCCUGUACUACGUCCUUCUUCACGACGCCGCGCUCGUCGUGCCGUACGCGAACGUGCCCCUCUCCAUCGUGUGCUACUUUCUGUGUCUUCCUGCGUGCGUGCUCAAAAACAUCAUCAACGUCGCCCAACUGUGCUCGGCCGCCGCGAGCGUCGCCGAGUACGACUUUGAGCAUAAGCAGCAAAAGACCGCCUGACCUUGCUCACACCCAUAGCUGUUAGCAUAACUGCUACACUCAAUACGACACUGUCAACAUUGUGAUUGCUA